Messenger RNA from Candidozyma auris, 4998 nucleotides. It is a transcript of the gene CHC1, whose product is annotated as clathrin heavy chain. The transcript has a single exon. Gene Ontology annotation, biological process: intracellular protein transport; receptor-mediated endocytosis; Golgi to endosome transport. The record is from RefSeq and is a predicted model, not a curated record. Gene Ontology annotation, molecular function: clathrin light chain binding; structural molecule activity. The coding region runs from base 1 to 4998 and encodes 1665 amino acids. NCBI's taxonomy places the organism in Eukaryota, Fungi, Ascomycota, Pichiomycetes, Serinales, Metschnikowiaceae. Gene Ontology annotation, cellular component: clathrin coat of coated pit; clathrin complex; actin cortical patch.
AUGUCGGACAUACCAAUCAAUUUUACCCAAUUGGCUCAGUUGACCCAAUUGGGCAUUCAGCAGCUGUCGCUUGAUUUUAAAUCCACCACCCUUGAAUCCGACCACUACAUCUGCGUUCGUGAACAGGGUCCACAGGGUAACACCGUGGCGAUCAUUGAUGCUGAAAACAAUUACGAUGUAACCCGUAAAAACAUGACAGCAGACAAUGCUAUUAUGCACCCAAAGGAGAACGUGAUUGCUUUGAGGGCCAACGGCACAGCGUUGCAAGUUUUCAAUUUGGGAACCAAGCAGAGAUUGAAGUCUCACACGCUAGACCAGCCUGUGGUGCUUUGGAAAUGGUUGACCGAUGAAGUGUUGGGUCUCGUCACCGCUUCCACCAUAUACACGUGGAAUAUUUUUGACGGCACGAACGACGGGCCUGUAAAACUUACUGACAGACACCACACACUUAACAGCUGCCAAAUUAUAAACUUUGUUGCAGAGCCUGAUCUAAAUUGGUUUGCCGUGACGGGCAUUGCCCAGGAGGAUGGCAGAAUUGCUGGCCACAUUCAGUUAUUUUCUAAAGCCAGAGGUGUGUCGCAAGCCAUUGAGGGCCAUGUGUCUCGCUUUGCCCAGAUCCAGUUGAGUGGUGCUCCUCACCCCACCAAGGUGUUCUGCAUUGGUAACAAGAAUGCCUCUGGCCAGGGCAACAUGCACAUCAUUGAGAUUGAUCAUGCCGAGGGUAACCCGCCUUUCCCUAAAAAGACGGUCGACAUUUUCUUUCCUCCAGAUGCUACAAAUGAUUUCCCUAUCUCGUUGCAGGCAUCCAACAAGUACGGAAUCAUCUAUAUCUUGACCAAGUACGGCUUCAUUCACUUAUAUGACAUUGAGACUGGCUCCAACUUAUUUGUCAACAGAAUCACUGCAGAACCCGUCUUCACUGCGGCUCCAUACAACCAAGGCACUGGUAUCAUCACCAUCAACAAGUCUGGUCAAGUUUUGGCUGUUGAAGUGGCUAAGGACAAGAUCAUCCCUUACGUGUUGGAGAAGUUGUCUGACGUACCUUUGGCAUUGUCUCUUUCUUCUCGUGGUGGCUUCCCUGGCGCAGAGAAUUUGUUCCAGCAGCAAUUUCAGAACUACUUGAGCCAAGGUGACUACAGCAACGCAGCGAAGGUCGCUGCAUCCUCCGAGCAAUUGAGAACACAGGACACUAUCAACAGAUUGAAACACAUCACCCCUCAGCCAGGCCAGAUCUCUCCAAUUUUGCAAUAUUUCUCCACUUUGUUGGACAGAGGUACUCUCAACAAAUACGAGUCUAUCGAGCUUGCCAAGCCCGUCUUGCAGCAAGACCGUAAGCCUUUGUUUGAGAAGUGGUUGAAGGAAGACAAGUUAACCUCAAGUGAAGAGUUGGGUGACAUCGUCAAGUCUUACGACACAGCUUUGGCUUUGGCUGUUUACGUCCGUGCGAACGUCAAUAUCAAGGUUGUUUCAUGUUUGGCUGAAUUGGGUCAGUUCGAAAAGAUUCUUCCUUACUGCCAAAAAGUUGGCUACAACCCUGACUAUACUAACUUGAUCCAAAACUUGGUUCGGGUCAGUCCUGACAAGGCUAGCGAGUUCGCUGUUUCCUUAUUGGCUAAUGGUGACGCCAACUUGAACAUUGAGAACAUUGCCGAUCUCUUCUUCUCCCAGAAUUACAUUCAGCAAGGUACCGCUUUCUUGUUAGAUGCACUCAAAAACGAUACUCCCUCUGAGGGUCACUUGCAAACAAAGGUAUUGGAGAUCAAUUUGUUACACGCUCCUCAGGUCGCUGAUGCCAUCUUGGGUAAUCAAAUGUUCAGUCAUUACGAUAAGCCAAGCAUUGGUAAGUUAUGUGAAAAGUCAGGUCUUUUCCAGAGGGCUUUGGAACACUACGAUGACUUGAAGGAUAUUAAAAGAGUGAUAGUUCACACAAAUGUGUUGCCUGCUGACUGGUUGGUAUCUUACUUUGGUCAGUUGAAUGUUCAGCAAUCGAUGGCCUGUUUGAACGAAUUGAUGUCCAACAAUUUACAACAGAACUUGCAGAUCGUCAUUCAGGUCGCCACCAAGUACUCUGAUCUUCUUGGUCCUCUUAACUUGAUCAAGCUUUUUGAAACCUACAAGUCCAAUGAGGGUAAGUACUACUACUUGUCAUCUAUUGUCAAUUUGACUCAGGAUCCAGAUGUGGUUUACAAGUAUAUUGAAGCUGCAAGCAAGUUGAACCAGACAAAGGAAAUCGAAAGAGUUGUCAGAGACAACAAUGUUUACAACGGCGAGAAGGUGAAAAACUUUUUGAAGGAAGCUAAUUUGGAGGACCAAUUACCUUUAAUCAUUGUUUGUGACAGAUUUAACUUUGUUCAUGAUUUGAUCUUAUACUUGUACAAAAACAAGUACUUCAAGUUUAUUGAGGUUUAUGUACAGCAAGUCAACUCUGCGAACACGCCACAAGUUAUUGCUGGUUUGUUAGACGUUGACUGUGAUGAAAAUAUCAUCAAAAACUUAUUGAUGUCUGUCUUGGGCAGAGUGCCGCUCAAAGAGUUGGUUGAAGAGGUCGAGAAGAGAAAUAGAUUGAAGAUCUUGCUUCCAUUUUUGGAGAAGACUUUGGAGGGUGGCUCCACUGAUCAAGAAGUUUACAACACAUUGGCAAAGAUUUACAUUGACUCCAAUAAUAGCCCAGAGAAGUUCUUGCAGGAGAACGACCAGUACGACACCUUGUCUGUCGGUAGAUACUGUGAGAAGCGUGAUCCUUACUUGGCCUACAUUGCUUACUCAAAGGGUGGAAAUGACGACGAGUUAAUCAAUAUCACCAACGAGAACAAGAUGUAUAAGUAUCAGGCGAGAUAUUUGUUGGCUAAGUCUGACUUCGAUUUAUGGGCCAAGGUGUUGAGACCCGAAAAUGAACACAGAAGACUGUUGAUUGAUCAGGUUGUCUCAACUGGUAUCCCAGAAUUGAGCGACCCUGAAGCAAUUUCCAUCACUGUCAAAGCUUUCAUGGAGAAUGACUUGCCACAAGAAUUAAUCGAACUCUUGGAGAAGAUUAUUUUGGAGCCAUCUCCUUUCAACGACAACACUUCAUUGCAAGGUUUGUUACUCUUAACUGCCAUCAAAGCCGAUCCAUCGCGCGUGGCCAACUACAUUGAAAAGCUUGAUAAAUUUGAUCCUAAUGAGAUUGCUCCCUUGUGUAUUGACAAUGACUUGCUCGAAGAGGCUUUUGAAAUUUACGAUAAGUUUGAACAAAGAACCGAUGCUAUGAAAGUGUUGGUUGAAGACAUCAUGUCGCUUGACAGAGGUGAACAGUAUGCUGAGAAGUACGACACACCUGAAUUGUGGUACCAAUUGGGUACUGCUCAAUUGAAUGGGUUGAGAAUUCCGGAGGCCAUUGACUCCUACAUCAAGUCUAAGAACCCACAGAAUUUUGAACAAGUUAUUGAGAUUGCCGAACGCGCUGGUAAGGAAGACGAAUUAGUCCCAUUCUUGGAUAUGGCUAGGGAGACUUUGAGAGAGCCGAUCAUCGACAACGCAUUGAUUAACUGUUAUGCGAAUGCUAACAGAUUAUCUGACAUUGAGAAGUUUGUCGCAGGUCCUAAUGUCGCUGUGUUGGAGGAUAUUGGUGACAAGUUGUUCGAAGCCAAAAACUACAAUGCCGCCAAGAUCUUAUACUCGAACAUUUCAAAGUACUCAAAGUUGGCUACCACAUUGGUGUAUUUGGAAGACUACCAGGCUGCAGUUGACUGUGCUAGAAAAGCUUCGAAUACUCAGGUUUGGAAACAAGUCAACAGCGCUUGUAUCGAAAACAAGGAGUUUAGAUUGGCCCAAAUUUGUGGCUUGAAUUUGAUAAUUGAUGCUGAAGAGUUGCCAGAGUUGGUGAAGACUUACGAGUUCAAUGGAUACUUUGAUGAGGUAAUAGCCCUUUUUGAAAGCGGUUUGGGCUUAGAAAGAGCUCAUAUGGGUAUGUUCACGGAACUUGCCAUUCUCUACACCAAAUACAAGCCUGAGAAGGUCAUGGAGCACUUGAAAUUGUUCUGGUCCCGUAUCAACAUUCCUAAGGUUUUGACGGCCUGUGAAGCUGCCCAUCUUUACCCUGAAUUGAUCUUCUUGUACUGUCACUACGAAGAAUGGGACAAUGCUGCUUUGACCAUGAUGGACAAGUCUGAAGUUGCCUUUGACCAUUCCUCAUUGAAGGAAAUCAUAGUGAAGGUUUCAAACUUGGAAAUCUACUACAAAGCUAUCAACUUCUACUUGAAGGAGAACCCAACACUUUUGGUUGACUUGAUGUCUGUGUUGAUUCCAAAACUCGAUCUUCCAAGAGUUGUCAGAAUGUUCGUCAAGUCGGACAACUUGCCAUUGAUCAAACCAUUUUUGAUUUCAGUCCUUGAUAAGAACAACUCGAUUGUCAAUGGCGCAUAUCAUGACCUUUUGAUCGAAGAAGAAGAUCACAAGUCUUUACGCUCUGCCAUUGAGUCUCAGACUAGUAACAGGUUUAAUUCCUUGGACUUAGCGGAAAGAUUGGAGAAUCACAGUCUUAUAUUUUUCCGUCAAAUUUCUGCCACAUUAUACACCAAGAAUAAGAAGUUUGCGAAAGCUAUUCAGAUCUUGAAGAAUGACAAAUUGUGGGCCGAUUUGAUCAAGACUGUUGCAAUCUCAAAGUCUACCAAGCUUGCCCACGAGCUUUUGGAUUACUUUGUUGAGACUGGUAACCAUGAGGGCUUCGUUGCUCUCUUAUACAGUGCUUAUGGCUUGAUUGAAUACGAUUAUGUUCUUGAGUUGGCUUGGUUGCACAACUUAAGCGAUUUCAUCAAGCCAUUCGAGAUCUCCAUUACUUACGAGAACCAAAGAAAAUUGAAUGAAGUGCAUGAAGACUUGGAAAAGAGAAAAGCUGCUAACAAGGAUGAUGAAGAGCAGACCACUGGACAACCAUUGAUGAUCACCAACGGUCCAUUGGGGAUGAACAAUACAGGUUUGGGCUACCAGCCUACUGGCGCCGGCUUUGGCAAUGCCUUUUAA